UUUUAAAUAUACAUUUUUAUGUAAUGUCAAAUGACCGAAAUAGAUCUGUUUAUAUUUUGUGCAAAAAAAACAUUAAACGCACACAACUGAUUAGAUUCAUCAUCCAUGGCUACACGCCUUUGUUUUCCUGGCCAAUGAGAGUCGAAUGCGCGGUGAUUAGCACCUGAUUAGCACGACCCAGACCAGGACAUAUUUUAAUGCUAGAAUUGUUUUUGUUGUCUCGAUCUGUGAGGUGAGUCUCCGUUUGAGUUCUGGUUGAAUUUGGUGACCUCCAUAGACCACUUUAUCAACACCCAAACCAAAACACUGACACAAUCGAAACCCCUGAUUUAUGUAUCAAUAAAGCAGGGAGAGAAUAGGCAUAGGAUUGCAGAAUAUUAAAAGGAGGUUAACUCCACUCCACUUCAUCGCCAUGGAUCUCUCCCUUUCACCCUCUGUUUCUGACACGGUCUGUGUGCUCUGGGGCUGUGAGCUGAAUGACACCCAGAGAAAGGCAGUGUUUGAAAUAGCGGAGGAUUUGAUGGAGCAUCAGUUCUUUAUCCGAACGAUGUGUCUGAGUGCAGAGGCCAGUAAGGAGAUGCAUGUGGUGGAGGUACAGGACAGAGUUGGGGAAUGCUGCAAGCCAGUGCCCAUUGCCACACUUCACCCUAUGUGCCAACCUAUGGUCAGUUUCAGUGGGUUUGAGCUCAUCCCACCUGUCAUCUUCAACCUUCGCUCUGGGCAGGGCCCCCUCUUCAUUUCUGGACAGCAUUUGACAUUGGUCUAUGAGGAGGAGGAGGAGGAGAAGGAGGAGGAGGAGAAGGAGGGCUUCUAAUCAACACCCCCACUUGAUCACAGUGGUCUUCAAUAACAUGAUCACAUUUGAAGGACUUCAAUAAAACACAGCACAAAAAGUAGAA
This is a messenger RNA of Oncorhynchus nerka (sockeye salmon), 899 nucleotides long. RefSeq names its product nucleoplasmin-like. The coding region runs from base 413 to 814 and encodes 133 amino acids. Gene Ontology annotation, molecular function: histone binding; RNA binding; chromatin binding. Gene Ontology annotation, biological process: positive regulation of DNA replication; chromatin remodeling. Gene Ontology annotation, cellular component: nucleolus; nucleoplasm; cytoplasm. The transcript is spliced from 5 exons. The record is from RefSeq and is a predicted model, not a curated record. Lineage: Eukaryota; Metazoa; Chordata; Actinopteri; Salmoniformes; Salmonidae.